Messenger RNA from Sphenostylis stenocarpa, 225 nucleotides. NCBI's taxonomy places the organism in Eukaryota, Viridiplantae, Streptophyta, Magnoliopsida, Fabales, Fabaceae. The record is from the annotation of a GenBank genome assembly.
AUGGGUAGUGAGAGAGAAAAAGAGAGAGGAACCUUUGCGCUUUUAUUAUUGCCUUUUUUGUCGGAGGCGGUGCGUAAUGCGCGCCACUCACACGAUGAGCGGGUUCGGAUCUCAAUAAUAAGACGCGAUUCCGGGUCGGUUCCAAACCCGACAAAUCUCGAUGCUACGCGUUAUGCCAAACAAAGAGUGAUUGAGAUUUCAGACAACACUUCAGAUCCGGCUUAA